ACUUCAUAAUCAUGAUAUCUUACAAGAUUAACUACAUCUUAUUACAGAUUUUAGAGAGUAAGAGAGAAUUUAGAGAAUAAUUUUGAAAGAUUAGUAAAAUAUUCGAGAAGAUUAGCAAAGGAUGUCAAAUUCAAUAAGAUGUGCAGCAUGUAGAUAUUUGAGAAGGAAGUGUCCCAAAGAUUGCAUUUUUGGACCCUACUUUCCUUCAAUUAAUCUUGAGAGAUUUGCUUGUGUCCAUAAAAUCUUUGGAGCCAGCAAUAUUGCCAAGAUGUUAAAGCAACUUCCGGAGGAAAGGAGGAAGGAGGCAGCAGAGAGCCUGGUACAAGAAGCGAGGUCACGGGUUCGAGACCCAGUGUAUGGAAGUGUUGGGACAAUAACUCAACUCAUAGAACAAAUAAUGGAAGCUGAAUAUGAGUUAGCUAAAACGCAAGGUCUCAUUGCCUUGUUCCAUGCACAAUAUCUACGUGAACAUCAACAUAAUUAUAUAGAACCGUUUAACAAAACCUUAACUGCUCAAAUUCAGGAUGAUUUACAUUUUGAUCAUUUCACUGUUGAAUCCUACUUAUAAUACUCCAUUAAUUAGUUAGCUAAUCUGAUUCUCUUUGAAAUAUUGUACUGAGAUUUAGCCUUGGAACAGUGAAAUAAAGUUGAAAACAUAUGAUC
This is a messenger RNA of Beta vulgaris subsp. vulgaris (sugar beet), 663 nucleotides long. RefSeq names its product LOB domain-containing protein 23-like. The transcript is spliced from 2 exons. The coding region runs from base 122 to 568 and encodes 148 amino acids. The record is from RefSeq and is a predicted model, not a curated record. Lineage: Eukaryota; Viridiplantae; Streptophyta; Magnoliopsida; Caryophyllales; Amaranthaceae.